Salmo salar (Atlantic salmon) is the source of this 3539-nucleotide messenger RNA. Lineage: Eukaryota; Metazoa; Chordata; Actinopteri; Salmoniformes; Salmonidae. The record is from RefSeq and is a predicted model, not a curated record.
AUAUAUGGAGUAAUCGGGACAUAUUGUAUAAAAAUACUUCUUUGUUUUUAGAAUAUUGGUUCUGAAAUAUUAAUAUCCUAUUGGUGAGACCAACUGGUAAAUGCAGAGGGUCUUUUACUCAGUUAUAAGGAAUUCUUAUCACUUUACAAGGUCCCUGUAACAGAUGUUGCAAUUGUUUUAGAUGCCAUUCCCUCAGGUGUUGCUUUAUUAUUCAGGAACGGGUCAAGACCCUCAGAGCCGACCUUCCAUUAACCCUCAGAGCCUACCUUCCAUUAACCCUCAGAGCCUACCUUCCAUUAACCCUCAGAGCGUACCUUCUGUUGACUCAUCAGUAGGAAAGAUUUGUUUCUCUUUUGGUCCAUUCAACAACAGAGCGAUACGAACCUUGUUUCAGCAGGAUGUUGUCAUGCCUUAUUGGAAUGGAUUUAUUGAUAAUAUCUGUUGAGAAAAAGUUUGGAUGUUGCCACACACAUACCUACUUGUUAAUAACAAAAUUAAGGAAGUUUCCUUUAAAAUUAUUCAUAAAUAUUAUCUGGCCAACCACUAUAUGAAGAAGUUUAAGGAAAACAAACUCAAAUUGUACCUUUUUUGUAAUGACCACCCAGAAAACAGUGUUGCAUCUUUAUUGGCAUUGUAUUAAUGUAAGGAACGUGUGGUAAGACCUCAGUAGAUUUAUAAUUGAACAUAUUUAUGACGAUUUUACACUAUUGUGGAGAGAUGUACUGAUUGGAUUCUUUACCUACAAAAGAAAUAAGCUGAAACAAUUUUAUGUAAUUAAUUUCAUUAUUCUUUUGGCCAAAUUUCAUAUUCACAAAUAUAAAUGUACAAACAAAACACCACAUUUUCUUACCUUACAAAAUGAAAGUGAACUAUAUUUUAAGACAAUUAAAUGCUCUUACUGACAAAAAACUGUUAGAAUAAUAAGUGUCUGUAUGUCCCUUAAGGUCCUUGUGUAAUAUGAUACUGUACCCCCCUAGCCACGCCCCCAGCCCAAUUGUUCUUUGUAUAUUAUUUAUAUAUACUUGUGUUCCCACAUGUACUUCCUGUAUUGAUUUGUUGUUAAUACGUUUUUUUAAAUAAAGCGGGGGACAGUAUUUCUGUACUUUAGGGCCCAUAAUGCAAUUCUUCGGGAAAUGGGCGUGGCUUCACAUCGUUUUCAGAUUUGAAGAAAAUGGCGGAGAACAACGAGAGCGGAUACAAAUUCAUUGCUUUAACUAAUUAUGACAAAUGUUAAGAAAAUGUUGAGCAAUGUAAUAAAAGAAGCAAAUCGUGAAGUGAAAGCACUGGCUACCUUGGAACAUUCUAGCAUUGUUCGCUACUAUACGACUUGGCCUGAGGAUGCCAAUUGGGUCGAUGGAGGCUACAGCACAGAGUCGUCAGUCUGGUCUGAAAUCUCAGAAGACUCUGACAAUUAUUCAGACCAGGGAGAUGGAUCUACACAUGUAACAAAGCAAUCCGAUUUAGACCUGUCUGAAACAGCCAGCGAAGAUCAAGCAAACCACUCAAUGACCGAUUCCAGCUCAAGAAAUGGGGACUGGCCUUGUUUGUUCAUUCAGAUGCAGUUCUGUGACGGAGGGACGCUGAAGGACUGGAUUAGCAAGAAUACGGGUAGAAGGAAGGCCAUGGCACUUGAAAUAUUUCAGCAAAUAGUUUGUGGAGUGGAAUACAUCCACUCUAAAGAACUUAUUCACAGAGACUUAAAGCCAGAGAACAUAUUGUUUGGAAGUGAUGGCAUGGUGAAGAUUGGAGACUUUGGUCUUGUGACCACGAUCACCACUCCGAGUGGAGCAUCAAUGUACAGGACUGUCAACAAAGGAACACCAUUAUACAUGAGCCCUGAGCAGAAGACUGGGGGGAAAUAUGAUGAGAAAACGGAUAUAUUCUCUCUGGGACUGAUAUGGUUUGAACUCCUGUGGUACAUGUCCACUGUCUCAGAGAAGAUCAAGGUGUUCGAGAGCCUGCAGACAAGGACAUUUCCUUGUGCCUUCCGUGAGAAGUUUAUCUUCGAGCAUAAACUCAUCAGUAAAAUGCUGUCAGAGUCGCCUGCAAACCGACAAAACGCCAAAGAGAUUGCUGCGCUCCUGCUCGGAAACCAAACUGGAAUACCACAGAACUGUAUGAAAUGUUGUAGGGUAGUGGCUUGAAAUGCUUUGGGUAAACAGCACCCGGGAUCAGCAUAGACACACGUCCGAUUCAAGACAGGACACAUAGUGAUGAUGUCAUGCCUCGACUGAAGCAGUAAACUGGGAUGGGAUCUCUUUUUUUUACCGUACUGAAUUUCUCAGGAACGUUUUAGCACUUAUCGUUGCACUUUUGUUUCUGCUGUACGGUUUCUCAAAUGUGAUAACUUUUUAAAAGUUGGUGGUUACAUGGAAUAGACGGUAAAUGGUAAUAUUAUGUGUAGGAAAAAUGUUUUGGUCCAUCACAUAUUUCUAAUGCUGGUACUUAUUUUAUAUAUUUUUAACCUUUAUUUAACCAGGUAAGACCCAUUUUUAAGUUUAAAAAGACUAUUUUUCAAGGGUCGACCUGGCAAGAGUGCUAAACAGGGAAAUAGAAGCCGUGUCCAUAAAAUAUUACAGAAAAAUACCAAAUUAACACAAAACACAAAGUGUCACAAGUUAAGUAAAUGAAAACGAAACAUUGAAUGUUCUUACAGGAAGAUGGGUACUCGUAUGGUUUUUUCCUAAUGUGGCCAAGUCUUUUUUAUUUUUUAUUAACGUGAUUUCGAAUGAAAUGUUAGACACACACUGUAUAAAGAGCGCGUUGUUAAGGUGUUUUUAUAUAUUAUUAAGAUUAUAAAGCCUGUAUCUCGAUGUCUAGAAGAGAUGUAUACUUUGUAACACAUGGGGGCAGUCUCGGUCUAGUUGUUAUAUGGCAGUUACAGUGCCUUCAGAAAGUAUUGAUACCCCUUGACAUAUAGCAUAUUCUGUUACGUUACAGCUUGAAUUCAAAAUUGAUGAAGUAUUUUUUUUCUUCACACAUCUACACACAAUACCUCAUAAUGACAAAGUUUUUGUAGAAAUGUUUGCUAAUAAAUUGAAAAUGAAAUAUCUACUUGACAUAAGUAUUCACAGCCCUGAGUCAAUACAUUUUAGAAGCAUCUUUUGGCAACGAUUCCAGCUGUGAGUCUCAGAGCUUCUAAUUGAUCCGACAUAUGCAGCGUUUACCGUGAAUUCUGUCUCCGCGACACGGAUGACUCGAGCUUUCAGCAGUCCCUUCAAGAUUUUGCGGGGAAUGUUAGUGAUAUUUGGUGAAAAAUGCUUGAUUUUUCUACGGCAAUUCUGACAUUUUGCAUGGCAAUAUGCAAUGAUUUUGUCACAGAUGCGAUGACGAGGGAAAAAGUUGUUGACGUGUGGCUUGAUUCAACCAUAUGACGUGGUAAAUGCGGUGAUUGGUUGAAAUUGUGAGCCCUGUUUUUUUUGUACUGCGGUGAUGGGUCUGUUUUAUGCAGAAAAAGUGGGUGAUUGGUCAAAUAUGCAGGAAAUUGUUGAUUUACUCCUCUCAAACUUGGUAUUUUAAUAAAGCUUUGGUGAUUUUAA